CCUCCUUAGGUAGAAGGCAUUACAGACCCAAAGCCUUCUCCUUUAGCACUGAGUUUGCAAUAAGGGUCAUUAUGAAGUAUAUCCUGAUCUGUAUCACAGUUUUUCUGCCUUCUUUAUUUGCUAUCCCAAUAGAUCGUCAUGCUGAAGGUGGACCAAGUGCUGAAGACACAAAACUUCUACAAGUUUAUCUUGACAAAUACUUCCCAACCUAUCAUAAAGGCAGCUAUAGCCUGGAAGAACGACUCAGACAAAUGCAGAAAUUCUUCCAUUUGGCUGUCACAGGAAGAAUGGAUAAUGAAACAUUAAGCGUAAUGAAACAGUCUCGAUGUGGAGUCCCAGAUGUCUCAGAAAACUAUAAAGCUGAACAAAGAAUCUGGAGAAAAAGUGCGCUCACAUACAGGAUUAACAAUUACACUCCGGAUAUGCCAAGAUGGAAGGUAGAUGCAAUCAUAGCCAAGGCAUUCAAAGUCUGGAGUGAUGUGACUCCACUGAGCUUCCAGAAAACUUCCAGACUUGCCGACAUAGAAAUAUUUUUUGCAUAUGGUGACCAUGGUGAUUAUGGCCGUUUUGAUGGUCAAGGGGGAGUUUUGGCUCAUGCAUUCUCUCCUGGACCAGGAAUUGGGGGAGAUACUCAUUUUGAUGAAGCAGAGAAAUGGUCAGAGUAUAACAGAGAGAUCAACCUGUUUCUUGUUGCUGCACAUGAAUUUGGUCAUGCCUUAGGACUUAGCCAUUCUAAUGUCAUUGGCUCUUUGAUGUACCCAACAUAUUCUUACAGCAACCCCAAAUCCUUCCAACUUCCAAGUAAUGACAGACAAAGAAUUCAGAGACUUUAUGGAGUAAGGAAAUGAAACCGUUGAAGAACCCCAUCGUAUUUAAAUGGUACAGAAGAAUUUAUAUUUUGUACCAAUCAAAAGUGUUAUUUCAACCACAUUUAUAAUAUACUAAAAGCAGCAAAAGUUUGGCUGCCUGCUUGAUAACAGGGAAAAACUACUGGACCAUACCUUUGUUGCGGGAGCUACAACUGUUGUCGAUUUGCUUCCUGGUGCAAUUCAAGAUGCCGAUUACCAACUGUAAGGUGUGCCUUUUUUGUAGAUGCCCUUCACUUGGGAACAAUGAACCAUCCAACAUCAAACCAACACCAGCCCUGUCGGCAUUCAGGGAAGCCACCAAGACUG
Molecule: messenger RNA, 1175 nt
Organism: Candoia aspera
Lineage: Eukaryota; Metazoa; Chordata; Lepidosauria; Squamata; Candoiidae
Product: matrix metalloproteinase-18-like
Exons: 6
Coding region: 72-848 (258 amino acids)
Biological process (GO): proteolysis; extracellular matrix organization; collagen catabolic process
Cellular component (GO): extracellular matrix
Molecular function (GO): zinc ion binding; metalloendopeptidase activity
Source: RefSeq, a predicted model, not a curated record